UUGGUGUUCCUCUGGAAACCCUCAUACAGGAUGCAACGCAAUGUGGAGUUCCUUUUCUUGUGACACAGAUGGUGGAGUACCUAGAAGUAUUUGGUCUGGAGCGUGUCGGUAUAUUUCGCAUCAGUGGCUCAGUAAAUAAAAUCAAGAAACUGAAGCAGAAAUACAAUCAAGGAGAAAAAGUAGACCUUGUUAGUGAUGGAGAUGUUGAUUCUGUGGCCAGUCUCCUGAAACUCUUUCUGAAAGAACUGCCAGUGGCUGUUUUUCCAGACAACAUCUGUUCUGGCUUGCUAAAAACUUUACAAGAGCACAAAAUCCACACAACAGAAUGCAUAGAGAACCUGAGACAAUUGCUCAGCUGCCUGCCCAAAGCCCAUCAAAACCUUCUUCAGUUCCUGUCUGCUUUCCUGUUAAAGGUAGCAACAUACAGUGCAGUGAAUUUCAUGACUCUGGAAAACCUAGCCAUUGUGUUUGGACCUGCUCUGUUCAAAAUCCCUGUCAGUCCCUUGGCUUGUGAAGAACAAAAGCUUUACAAUGGCCUCCUGCUGUAUUUGCUUCAACACCACGAGAUGCUUUUUGUUGAUCUGAACCCUUGUUUCUCAGAGAGACAAGCAGAUGGCCUUCAGGAAAACAACACAGAAGAUGAAGAAAGAGACAGACUCAUCUUAUUAAGCAUUCAGGAUAAUUCCUUCAACACGACAGCUUUAGCAGAGUGUGAUGGGGAUUCAGACUCUGUACAUGAAGACCAAGCAGGCAGUUCCAGCCCCAGAGAUGAUGAUAACAAAGAAAAUUAUCCGGACAACGCUACUGUCUUAGAGGAAAGGCAGCUGCCUUUGCAAGAUACUCAGCAGCACAAGCAGCAGGCCGUAAUUGACUACGCUCUAAAGCCUGAAAUGGGCAACUUAAAGCUAAGAAAACCUAAGCCCAUUGCAAAGCUAGAAAAUGGAAAAAGCCAUGAGGAAAGUCAGGAGCUGGAAAGUGCAUUGCCAGGCCUUUCAGAGUGGCAGGGGAAGGCUGGAUCCUCAGAUAAUGACUACGCACAGAACGUGGCUUUAAGAUACCAGGAGGCAGUAGUGAGAUUUCAACCAAGAAUAGAUCAGAACAUAAGCAUUUCACCAAAAGAAGGAACUGAGCAAUCCAACAGUUUAAAUGAGAAUUCUUUGUUGAAGCUACAAGCCCUUGAAACCGAUCUGUGCUCCGCAUUUCUGCCAGCCCCGGAAGAAACUCCUCAGCUGCCGGCACCCAAGGAUCCAGUCCCUUCAUCAGUCCAAACCAGUGUGCAAGCUGAUGGGGCCAGCUGUGGAGAGCAAUAUCACUUCAUUUCUCCUAUUAUUGAUUUUAAUUUAAUGCAUCAGCAGAGAGAUAGCGAAGAGCCUGUGCCAGCCCACAGAGACUGGCAGAAUGACAUGGACAGCAGCCCACAAGAACAUCACUCCCUAGGGACCAGUCGACUCCUGUAUCACAUUACAGAUGGAGACAAUCCUCUUUUGUCACCACGCUGCUCUAUCUUUAGCCAAAGCCAGAGAUUUAAUCUAGACACAGAGUCUGCCCCUUCUCCACCAAGUGCUCAACCUUUCAUGAUGCCAAGAAGUUCUUCUAGAUGUAACUGUGAAGAGUGCAAAGAACCACAAACAGUGGCACAACUUACCAAGCAUCUUCAGAGUCUCAAGAGGAAAAUUAGAAAGUAUGAAGAAAAGUUUGAGCAAGAAAAAAAAUACCUGCCUUCACAUGGUGACAAGACUUCCAAUCCUGAAGUUCUGAAAUGGAUGAAUGAUUUGGCCAAAGGUCGUAAGCAGCUCAAAGAGCUGAAACUCAGAAUGUCGGAAGAGCAAAACUGUACCUCUAGAGCACCCCAAAGAAAUGAUCAUUGCGAAAACACUGGGACCUUUAAAGAGGCUGGGACACAGGAGGCCGCAAGCAUGGAACCAGCUCCCUCAGUAGAAGAAACCAUGGAUAGUGUAUUGAGACGAUUAAAGGAGAAAAGACAACACUUUAACGUUCCUGAGACUAUUAAGGAUAUGACAAAAAAGCAAAUGGCUUUGGAAAAAAUCAGUCUUCAGAAAUGUCUACUAUAUUUUGAGAGUAUUCAUGGACAACCUGUAACUAAGCAAGAAAAGAGUCUCAUGAAACCUCUUUAUGACAGAUACAGAAUUAUCAAGAAACUUCUCGCAACUCCAUCUUUGAUCACAACAAUUGAAGAGGAAGACUCAGAUGAAGACCAUUCUCAAAGCAGCCAUGAGUUAUCAUCAGGUCCGAUAUCUUGCCUCCCUGUCGAUGAGCAUCUGUGUUACUCUCAGGGGGAGAGUGAGCCUGUGUAUGUUUCACCUCUGGAUGAAAAGAAAGUUUUCAGGCAAACAGCCUUGUCUAUGUCCAAUUUACACGAGGCAACAAUGCCCGUUCUGCUUGAACAUCUCCGAGAAACAAGAGCAGAUAAGAAAAGGCUUCGCAAAGCUCUGAGAGAGUUUGAGGAACAAUUCUAUAAACAGACAGGAAGGAGUCCUCAAAAAGAAGAUCGGGUGCCAAUGGCUGAGGAAUACUCCGAAUACAAGCACAUGAAAGCCAAAAUCAGGCUCUUGGAGGUUCUCAUCAGCAAGCAUGAUAUUUCCAAAACAAUUUGAAGCGAAUGCAAUGCUGUGAUACUGUUCUUUAGCAAAAAACAAGCAAACAAACACGUAAUGAAAAAGAGGAAGUAAUUUUACAGGUCUUGGUCUGCUGCACAAUUAUUUGACACACUGAGAUUUUUGAUGCACUUUACCAAUUGUACUAGCUGGGAUGAGAGAGGACAGCAAUAUGCAAGACUAUUAAUUAAGCACGGGUGAGUGGACUACGGUAUAUAUUUUUUCCUUUUGAAAAAGCCUUGAAGUGCACUGUGAGAAUGCUAGAAAUUAAAAGGACACUGAAGUAUUGUAGAUUGUCAGUUUGACCUGCUCUUAGUUUUAAAAAGCGUGAGGAAAUGCUCUCCAGGUUUUUAGUACAUGAUAAUGUACCACAUCUUUCUUUCCAGAAUUAACAGGCACUAUAAUUAACUAUUAAUGUCGGUUCUCAAUGUGCCAAUUCACUAGAUAUUAAAAGAAACAUGAGCGAAAAACUCAUGAACGUAUGCUAUCUUUCAAGACAGCAUUGCUGUUCAAUUCCAGCAGCUUCAAAGAAAGGUGCAUACAAAGAACCAGUGCCAGGAUUUGGUCUAAAAUUCUGGGAGUAGGGCAAAGUGAUGCUGCCUAUGCAAAAAAAGAAGGAUGGAACAUGACUGCCAAAUGGAACUAUUUUUUUUUAGAAAUAAGAGAAAAUGUUUGGCAAAACAAAAUACAUACAGUUUCCUGGGAAGAGAUAAAACAAAUGUACUGGCUGCUGUCCUUUUCGCUAUGGUUCAUAGGACCUGGCUCAUGGUACUUAAAAUUCAGUAAAUAGAUCAACUACAUGCUAAUUUUGAUUUAUGUAUUAAACUUUGCACUUUAUUUUGCCUGAUGCUAUAACAUUUGCUUUUCUAACUACCAAAGCUCGUUUAGACGCAUGCACUUUGUAAAAUGUCAAAGUAUUUCUUGUGUUAUAAAUUGCCACAUAUAUAUAUUAAAACCAGACUAGAUUAUUGCAUUAUGCUAAGAUAUUUUGGAUAGAUAAAGUACAUGGUAUAUAAUUGAGUGUCACAGUUAUCUGAUGAGGAACACUAGACUUCUUGUUUACUAUAAAUAAGAAUAUAAAAAAGAUAUUUUUUUCCAUUGGAAUUAUGCAUCUUAACUUUCAGAGCACCACACUUUGUACUAUUAAGGAGAUUUUUUUUCACUAUUUGUGAUAGACCAUUUGUGUGAAAAGUGGACUAUUAACAAACAGAAGGAUUAUCAGUGGGUUUUGUACUAGAAAUGAAAAGCGGGGAUUCUGGGAAAUACCUAGCCCAGACAUAAAGGAAGGAAGAAUAAUUUAAAAAAAAAAAAAAAAGGGACUCAAGUUGAAUCAUGUUUAGUGUUUUGCUUUAACUGUCAUUUUGUAUUGACCACGUAGUAUAAGCAACCUGUUUUCUAUCUUGGUAAGAAGAUUUUCAUUUUAUAAAGCCCAUUAUGUACCAACCAUGUUUGUAUUUAUAUUGUAUGUUAUGGCUUGGCAUGAUUUUGAAGACGUACACAUUUUCAAGUAGUUUGGAGGAAAAAGUAUGAACACUAAAAAAGGAAUUUUUUUAUUUCUCUGAGGUUUGUUGUUUCAGUGUACUGACUUAAUAAUUUAUAACUUAACUUCUAUGAAUCAGAAAUGGUCUCCUUCGUAAAUCUGUUUUAAUUAAAGUCAUCUAGAGCAACAGGAACAGAUACAGAGCUAUUUGAAGUUUACAAACUACAUCUUUGAUAAGGGAAAAUGAUUUCAUGACAUGUAUACAAUUGAUAUUAAAAUGUAAUCUAUAUAUUCUAUAUGAUUGUAUAAUAUUUUAUACAACAGUACAAAUAAAAUAUUUUUCUAUUAUA
This is a messenger RNA of Harpia harpyja (harpy eagle), 4445 nucleotides long. It is a transcript of the gene FAM13C, whose product is annotated as family with sequence similarity 13 member C. The record is from RefSeq and is a predicted model, not a curated record. NCBI's taxonomy places the organism in Eukaryota, Metazoa, Chordata, Aves, Accipitriformes, Accipitridae. Bases 69 to 2615 code for a protein of 848 amino acids. Gene Ontology annotation, biological process: signal transduction. The transcript is spliced from 21 exons.